Molecule: messenger RNA, 2115 nt
Organism: Rhagoletis zephyria (snowberry fruit fly)
Lineage: Eukaryota; Metazoa; Arthropoda; Insecta; Diptera; Tephritidae
Biological process (GO): regulation of transcription by RNA polymerase II
Cellular component (GO): transcription regulator complex; nucleus
Source: RefSeq, a predicted model, not a curated record
UUGAUGUCAAAGGACGCGUUACGGCGUCGGUCAUACGGCGCGUAUAAUUAACAAGGAUUUCAGUAAUAAACUAAUUGUUGCAAAGUCAGUUCCGGGUUCAGUGAUUUCUAAUUUCCAUCUUUGCCGUACUUUCGCGCUGCUUCAAGUGUCGUUGCUGCUGCUAACGCCAUACAUAUUUAUUGUUUUUGUGUUUGUUUGCCAUUACUUUUUGUGUGAAUAGCGGUUUUUGCCUUGCAUUCUAACCAUACUUUUUAUCGAUAAACCGUCACACGUACACACACACACACAUAUACACACGUACAAUAUCACAAUAUUACGCGUGCGCGCACUCGUUUACUCAACGCCCUUUUUACUGUCGUCGUCGGCAGUCGGAAGCAAGUCUGCUUUCGUCACCGCUCAUUGUCAUCGCCGCCAGCCGCCUCUGCCACUGCAAUGCCGAAAGAAGAUCCAUUCGUAAAUCGCGCCCAAUUGCUAAAAGCUAUCAAAAAGUAUCCAGAGAUAUGGGAUUCGAAUAAUAAGCUGCAUAUGUGCCGUAGCGUCACCGCGCCCAUGUGGAACGAGAUAGCCGAACAGUUUGGCGGACACGUUCCAACAGUUAAACUGCAGUCCAUCUGGAGUCAAAUGAAGUACCACUACCACAAUCUUGUGCAUCGCCAGAUCCUGCACAAGGAACGUUUCACUACUAAAUGGGAACAUUUUGAACCGAUGUCUUUCAUGUAUAACAUCACUGUGGCGAAGAUAGUAGGUGCUGCUGGUGCGGCCAAUGAUGGCAGCCAACAGCACUUGCAGUCCCCGACUGCAGUGUCACUCCCGACGCCACCACCUACACCAACCACACCACAAACGCAAGGGCGCGGACGACCAAGUGGUAGCUUUACAUGGCUACCGCAACCGCCACAACUACAAACGCAGCAGCAACAAGAGCAGCAACUACAACAGCAGUUGGUCCAGACACCUUUGCCACAACAAGAAACGCAUGAACAGCUGGCGUCACUUGGCGGUAUACCCCAAUCAUUGCUCACUUCGACGCCACUAACACCUCAGACUGAGAUCAGUGUUGAGACGAGCCCCUUUAUUGGUUUCACCGGGCUUGUGCCACCAGCGGCUAUAACGGUAGAGGCUACUACGACACCAAUGCGCAAGCCGGGACGCCCUGGAUCGAUGAACAACAGCAUGCGCGGACGUAUUAUUGACGUGAUCAAAGCGCAUCCACCUUUGUGGGCGGGCCGACAGCAAGAGGCUGUGCCAGGGCAACGAAAGGCGCAAAAUCGUACGUCGGCGGUGUGGAAGGAAGUAGCGGCUGAGUUGGGACUGACGGCAAGUCUCGUACAAACACGCUGGUCCAUUAUCAAGCAGCGCUAUGUGGAUGAAUUGCAGAAAGAGCGUCGCGCUCACUUCACUCAACAGUCGUUCCACUCCACUUGGGAGCACUUUGAACGCAUGGACUUCAUGCGUGACAUACUCAUCAAGAAGGUGGACGAGCGUGAACAAACUCGUGAACAGAUACAAGAAAUCGUCAGCGAACAUCAACAGCUGCAGUCAGCGGCAGCACAACAUAUGCGUUACAUGCGUCUGGGUAUGCCGCCACCUAUGAGCAUGUUGGGCGCCACUUCAGGCGUGUAUGAAGACGGUGGAGUGGUGGGCAUGGUGCCUUUGCAUCAAGCAAGCAGCUUAGUCGGCGCUGGUGUCGCGAGUAUGGGACGCCGUGGGAUCAGUUCCGGUGGUGGUCGUGUAAAGGCCGAAUCGGACCUAGAAUGGGAUCCAUUUGAGAUGAUACUGCAUGUGCAUGGCACUGAGCCGGCAGCUAACUGAAUGCGAGGUGUUGCAGGGUAAAUUAAAGAGAAGAAAAUGGCAAGAUAAAAAUGAGAAAUUAAAGUUUUUAAUAAUAGGAGACGCUAGAUUUACAUAUAAGUAAGGAAGUAAAAUAAAUCAAUGGAAAUGAUCCUGGGGAUAUAAAAGAUACUUUACGCAAAACAAAAGAAAAAUUCUGAAAAGUUCACUUAUAUUCAUAUGUAUGAUACUAUGGAUGCAGUAAUCGAAAAGUAUUCGAGUGAAACAAGCGAGUACGAAUAGCGAACCGAUUUGCCGAUAGUAUCUAAAAUUCGCUAGAUUUAA